ACCCUAGGAACACAACCUAGGGUUCUGGGAGGUCUGGGAAGGGAGAUUAAAAUACAAAUUAAAUUCAUGGGCUUCAGAGCUAGGCUCUGGGUUCAAAUCCUGUGUUUCCAUUUUGAGGGAAGGGUGCUCCUUUGAUCUCUUGUGGCCCAGGCUGGGCUCCAAUUUAUGUAGCUAAAUAUAACUUUGAACUUCUGGGCUCCCUGCUUUCACCUCCCAAGUGCCAGAAUCACAGGCACAUACAUGCGUGCUGAAUACAUGUGAUGCUGGAGAUGAAUCCAGGGCCACAUGCGUGCUAGGCAAAGCUCUGUCUGUCCAGUCUACUUUCUCUGUAGCCCUUCUUUUAGUGUUUUUCAAGACACAAUCUCAGAUUCUUUCUAUAUAACCCAGGCUGGCUAUAGACUCCUGGAAAGCCUCUGAUUUUAGUCUCAUGAGUUCUGGUGUGUCCAACUAUACCUGCCUGGGCAGCUUCAGGCUAUACCUUUGUCUUCCCUUCUUCCCUUUCCCAUCUGUAAAAUGGGCAGCUGGAAUCCCCUUUGCAUGACCGGUGGAGUAUGUGAAUUGCCAGAAAAGGGUUCUUGGUCUUUGAACGUGGAUGCUGGAGAGGUAGCAUUGAUCCCAUUGGUGGAGACAGGACUCAAAAUUUAGUGGUGCCUCAACUUAAUGUCCCCUUUCUGUCAGAAGCAACUUAGGGGCUGCGGUGGUACAAAGGCUGGGUACAGAAGGCAGGUGUGAUGAUGGUUCAUGCCUGUAGCCCCAACAUAACACAGAGGUGGAGAGAGGCAGGAGGAUCAAGAGUUCAAGGUCACCCUCAUUUACACAGGCAGCGUGUAGCCAGCCUGCACUACCAGGAGACUUUGUCUCCAACGUACAAAGAUGGCCGAAUCUGAGAAACAGAUGUGUAGCCCCCUCUCUGCUCUCUGACGUUGCCAGAAAUUAGUUUAUAUUAGCUGAGUGCUUACCACAUAUGAGGAAUAGUCAAGGGGUUGGGGAUUUAGCUCAGCGGUAUAGCGCUUGCCUAGCAAGUGUAAGGCCCUGGGUUCGGUCCCCAGCUCCGGAAAAAAAAAAAAAAAAGAAAGAAAGAAAGAAAAAAGAGGAAUAGUCAAAGUACCUGUUGGUGUGUGUGUGUGUGUGUGUGUGUGUGUGUGUGUGUGUGUGUGUUUGCGUGUGUAAGACAGACUCCAGACUGGCCUCCAACUCACAGUCCUCUGACCUCAGCUUCCCAAGUGUUGGGAUUGCAAGCUGGCACCAUGCCCAUGAAGCUACUUUUAUUGGAUACUUCUUCCAGAGCCCCAGACCCAGGAGGCCCAAGUAGCUGGAACUGACCCUCAGGCAGCAAGACCUCAAAGGAAGAGUGAAAUUCCGGCUUACAGCUGUACAUCACCCCGAGUGGGGCUCCUGUCAGGAGAAAAGACCAUCACCCAGGAAGCGGCUCAGCGGCAGCUGCUCCAUGAGGAGCUGAAGCUGGUCCUACAGCAGAAGGAGGAGAGGAAACAGGAGCCUGAGCCCCAGGUGACUCUCUGCAGAGCUAUGGAGGCCAGGAGCCGCAGCGCUGAGGAGCUGAGACGAGCGGAGUUGGUGGAGAUUAUCGUGGAGACAGAGGCGCAGACCGGGGUCAGCGGCUUCAAUGUAGCAGGCGGCGGCAAAGAAGGAAUCUUUGUCCGCGAGCUGCGAGAGGACUCACCGGCCGCCAAGAGCCUCAGUUUGCAGGAAGGGGACCAACUUCUGAGCGCCCGUGUGUUCUUUGAGAACUUCAAAUAUGAGGAUGCACUACGCCUGCUGCAAUGUGCCGAGCCCUACAAGGUCUCCUUCUGCUUGAAGCGCACUGUGCCCACCGGGGACCUGGCACUGCGGCCCGGGACGGUGUCUGGAUACGAGAUGAAGGGCCCGCGGGCCAAGGUGGCCAAGCUGAACAUCCAGAGUCUGUCCCCUGUGAAGAAGAAGAAGAUGGUGAUUGGGACCCUGGGGACCCCUGCAGAUUUGGCCCCUGUUGACGUCGAGUUCUCUUUUCCCAAGUUCUCCCGAUUGCGUCGGGGCCUUAAAGCCGAUGCUGUCAAGGGACCUGUCCCAGCUGCCCCUGCCCGACGACGUCUCCAGCUGCCUCGGCUACGUGUCCGAGAAGUAGCUGAAGAGGCCCAGGUAGCCCGAAUGGCUGCUGCUGCUCCUCCCUCUAGGAAGGCCAAGUCAGAGGCUGAGGUAGCCACAGGGGCUGGAUUCACAGCCCCUCAGAUAGAGCUAGUUGGGCCUCAGCUGCCUAGCGCAGAGGUGGGUGUCCCUAAGGUCUCAGUUCCCAAGGGAACCCCAUCAACAGAGGCAGCCAGCAGCUUUGCCCUUCACCUGCCAACCCUUGGGCUAGGAGCCCCAGCUGCACCGGCUGUGGAGCCCCCAACCACAGGAAUCCAGGUCCCGCAAGUGGAACUCCCCACCCUGCCCUCUUUACCCACUCUGCCCACACUUCCGUGCCUAGAUACCCAGGAAGGGGCUGCAGUGGUCAAAGUCCCCACCCUGGAUGUGGCAGCUCCGUCUGUGGAGGUGGACCUGGCUUUGCCAGGUGCAGAGGUGGAGGCCCAGGGAGAGGUACCUGAAGUGGCUCUCAAGAUGCCCCGUCUCAGUUUCCCCCGUUUUGGGGUUCGAGGGAAGGAAGCUACUGAAGCCAAGGUAGUCAAGGGCAGCCCUGAGGCCAAAGCAAAGGGUCCCAGACUUCGAAUGCCCACCUUUGGGCUUUCUCUCCUGGAAUCCCGGCCCUCUGGCCCUGAAGCUGCUGCUGAGAGCAAGCUGAAGCUACCCACCCUCAAGAUGCCCUCUUUCGGCAUCAGCGUAGCUGGGCCUGAGGUCAAGGCACCCAAAGGGCCUGAAGUGAAGCUCCCCAAAGUUCCUGAGAUCAAACUCCCGAAAGCGCCAGAGGCAGCCAUUCCAGAUGUGCAACUCCCCGAGGUACAGCUGCCCAAAAUGUCAGACAUGAAACUUCCAAAGAUCCCUGAGAUGGCUGUACCCGAUGUUCACCUUCCGGAAGUGAAGCUGCCCAAAGUCCCCGAGAUGAAAGUCCCAGAAAUGAAGCUUCCGAAGAUCCCGGAGAUGGCCGUGCCUGAUGUACACCUUCCAGAUAUACAGCUCCCGAAAGUUCCCGAGAUGAAGCUCCCAGACAUGAAGCUCCCGAAGGUGCCUGAGAUGGCCGUGCCUGAUGUACACCUUCCAGAUAUACAGCUCCCGAAAGUUCCCGAGAUGAAGCUCCCAGACAUGAAGCUCCCGAAGGUGCCUGAGAUGGCCGUGCCUGAUGUACGAAUCCCGGAAGUUCAGCUACCCAAAGUGUCCGAGGUGAAGCUCCCGAAGAUACCGGACAUGGCCGUACCUGAUGUUCGCCUCCCAGAGCUGCAACUGCCCAAAAUGUCUGAGGUGAAGCUCCCGAAGAUACCGGACAUGGCCGUACCUGAUGUUCGCCUCCCAGAAGUUCAGCUACCCAAAGUGUCAGAGCUGAAGCUCCCGAAGGUGCCUGAGAUGACCAUGCCUGACAUUCGCCUCCCGGAAGUUCAGCUGCCCAAAGUGCCUGACAUUAAACUUCCAGAAAUAAAACUACCCAAAGUGCCUGAGAUGGCCGUGCCUGAUGUCCCCCUUCCAGAACUACAGCUGCCCAAAGUGCCACAGGUCCCAGACGUGCAUCUUCCCAAAGUGCCAGAGAUGAAGUUGCCCAAGGUUCCUGAGGCACAGAGGAAAUCUGCAGGGGCGGAGCAGGCAGAAAAGACCGAAUUUAGCUUCAAGUUGCCCAAGAUGACUGUGCCCAAGUUGGGGAAAGUGACCAAGCCUGGGGAGGCAGGUAUUGAGGUUCCAGACAAACUCCUGAUACUUCCCUGUCUGCAGCCAGAGGUGGGCACUGAGGUGGCCCAUGUUGGUGUCCCUUCCCUCUCUCUCCCUUCUGUGGAGCUUGACUUGCCUGGGGCCCUGGGCCUGGAGGGACAAGUCCAAGAAGCUGUCUCUGGCAAAGUGGAGAAGCCAGAGGGCCCCAGGGUGGCAGUAGGGACUGGAGAGGCGGGCUUCCGCGUGCCCUCUGUGGAGAUUGUCACUCCUCAGCUGCCCACGGUUGAAGUCGAGAAAGAGCAGCUAGAGAUGGUGGAGAUGAAAGUCAAACCCACUUCCAAGUUCUCUCUGCCCAAAUUUGGACUUUCAGGGCCCAAAGCUGUCAAGGCAGAGGCGGAGGGGCCUGGGCGAGCCACCAAGCUGAAGGUAUCCAAGUUUGCCAUCUCGCUUCCCAGAGCUCGAGCAGGGACUGACGCGGACGCGAAGGGAGCUGGGGAAGCGGGGUUGCUGCCUGCCCUCGAUCUGUCCAUCCCACAGCUCAGCCUGGAUGCUCAACUGCCCUCAGGCAAGGUGGAGGUAGCAGGGGCUGAGAGCAAGCCUAAAGGGUCCAGAUUUGCUCUGCCCAAGUUUGGGGCGAAAGGCCGGGACUCUGAAGCCGACGUACUGGUGGCAGGGGAGGCUGAGCUGGAGGGGAAGGGUUGGGGCUGGGACGGGAAGGUGAAGAUGCCCAAGCUGAAGAUGCCAUCUUUUGGGCUGUCCCGAGGAAAAGAAGCAGAAAUUCAGGAUGGGCGUGUCAGCCCAGGAGAAAAGCUGGAAGCCAUAGCUGGGCAGCUUAAGAUCCCUGAGGUGGAACUGGUCACACCAGGAGCUCAGGAGACAGAGAAGGUCACCAGUGGAGUGAAGCCAUCAGGCCUCCAGGUGUCCACCACUAGGCAGGUGGUUGCAGAGGGCCAGGAGGGGGCGCAGAGGGUGUCCUCAUUAGGUAUCUCUUUGCCCCAGGUGGAACUGGCCAGCUUUGGGGAGGCAGGCCCUGAGAUCGCAGCCCCAUCUGCAGAGGGCACAGUAGGCUCUAGGAUCCAGGUGCCACAGGUGAUGCUGGAGUUGCCGGGAACCCAGGUGGCAGGGGGUGAUCUGUUAGUGGGUGAGGGCAUCUUCAAGAUGCCCACAGUGACAGUGCCCCAGUUAGAGCUGGAUGUGGGGUUGGGCCAUGAAGCCCAGGCUGGUGAAACAGCCAAGAGUGAGGGCGGGUUAAAGCUGAAGUUGCCCACACUGGGGGCAGGAGGCAAAGGAGAGGGUGCUGAGGCCCAGAGCCCCGAGGCCCAGCACACCUUCCACAUCUCAUUGCCUGACGUAGAACUCACAUCACCAGUGAGUAGCCACGCUGAGUACCAGGUGGUUGAGGGCGAUGGGGAUGGCGGGCACAAACUCAAGGUGCGGCUGCCCCUGUUUGGUCUGGCAAGGGCCAAGGAAGGAAUAGAAACUGGAGAAAAGGUUAAAAGUCCAAAGCUCAGGCUACCCCGAGUGGGCUUCAGCCAAAGUGAGUCGGCCUCUGGAGAAGGCUCUCCCAGUCCUGAGGAGGAGGAAGAAGGCAGUGGGGAAGGGGCUUCCGGUCGCCGUGGUCGGGUCAGGGUCCGCUUGCCUCGUGUAGGCUUGGCUUCCCCUUCUAAAGGCUCUAAGGGACAGGAGGGUGAUGCGGCCUCCAAGUCCCCAGUUGGGGAGAAGUCCCCCAAGUUCCGCUUUCCUAGGGUGUCCUUAAGCCCCAAGGCCCGGAGUGGGAGUAAGGACCGGGAAGAAGGUGGAUUCAGGGUCCGACUGCCCAGUGUGGGAUUUUCAGAAACAGCAGCUCCAGGCUCCGCCAGGAUUGAGGGGACCCAGGCUGCUGCCAUCUGAAGCCCUGGGACAGCUGUGGAUUCCCCCUCUUGUCUUCCCAUCCCCAUCCCUGCUCCCCAUUUUAUGUGUGACAUUACUAGCACUAAUCCUCAGAGGGCUUGAAGGUGGGCAGCUGACUCAGGCAGGAGCGGUCUGUGCCACCUCAUUGGCUGACGUGCCUGUAUAUCAUGCCAAGCUCUGUGAAUAAAAUAAUUCAAAAGUU
Messenger RNA from Rattus norvegicus (Norway rat), 5881 nucleotides. NCBI's taxonomy places the organism in Eukaryota, Metazoa, Chordata, Mammalia, Rodentia, Muridae. The record is from RefSeq and is a predicted model, not a curated record.